GUACCUGCCUGACCCGAAUCGGGUGGUGCAGGUCUAGGUCAACCACCGAACCGUAGGACGGUUCAGUAUUAAAUAUGUUCAAUUUCACGAUGGAGCUGCUGCAGCUCAGUUGCGUAGGUCGGAGUAACGAGUUCACGUUCACCUUUGAAAAUGUCACCAAUCGUAAGAAUGUACCAACGGGCAGAGGUUUUAGUUGUUUCGUUAAGAGAAGUGCGUCGGAUCAGUGUUCCGAAGUUAUUCUAAAUAACGUGAGCGGGAAGUUUCGUUCGGGGAGACUCACGGCGAUUUUGGGACCCUCUGGAUCAGGAAAAUCGUCGUUGUUAAAUGUGCUCAGUGGAUUCAGAAAGACUGAAGGUGUUAUUAAACUCAAUGGUUAUACGCUAGCAGGAGCAAAACUUCGCAAAGCAGUGUCGUAUACAGAACAGGAAGUUUCCCUCUGGAGGAACCUUACUGUCGAAGAAUCUCUGCAGUACGCAUCCGAAUUCCAGCUUUCGCGUUCACUAUCACAAUCAUCUAAGCGGAUAAUAGUACUCGAAAUCAUCGAAACGCUUGGAUUGCAGAAAUGUUGCAACACAUUGGCACGAAAUCUUUCCGGCGGCGAGUACAAACGGCUGGCCAUGGCAAUCGAUUUGCUGUCAAACCCAAAAGUGAUGCUCCUGGAUGAGCCAACCAGUGGUUUGGACACGGUGGCGACGCAUCAAGUUGUGGCUCAGAUGAGGAAUUUAGCCCAGGAAGGGCGCAUCGUUGCUUGUGUGAUUCAUCAACCGAGCUCGGGCAUCCUCAGGAUGUUCGAUGAUGUGUUUCUUGUGUCCAGGGGAAGCUGUCUCUAUUGUGGCCCUCUGGAUGAACUGGUGCCACAUUUUGCAGCAUUCGGACUGGAGUGUCCUUUGUCCCACAACCCGGCAGAUUUCGCACUCGAAGUAGCCAGCAUGGAAAAUGACCAUCGCCUGGGAGAGCUGGUACGACAUCAGCAAACGAUAACUUCUACAAGUAUUGUCAGUGAAGGUAGAAGUUUGGACCUCAGACAUCGAAACAGUGAAUCAAAGCUGUCCCGGUUGAGCCAACUGAAGUUGCUGUUGUAUAGGACGGUUAUUUGUACCAUGCGAGAUCCGACUCAGAUGAAAGCGAAAACAGCCAUCAGUGUUUUUGUGGGACUACUCGUGGGGACAGUUUACUAUGAUAUCGGAAACAAUGCGGCUCGAAUUAUAUCGAACACAUCCUUCUUCCAAAUUGUCCUUCACACAAUCUUAUUUACAUCGAUUGGACCAGCUGCUGUCGCUUAUCCCCUAGAAUCGUCCGCCUUCAUUCGGGAAUACCGCAGCAACGCGUACUCUGUGUUUCCGUACUACCUCUCCAAAAUGAUCGUCGAAAUCCCAAUACUGCUGCUCAACACCACCAUCCUUGUGGCGAUGAUCUAUGUGAUGACCUCGCAACCGAUGGAAUUUUAUCGCGCCUUCUGGUUCUGGGUGAUAUGUUUGCUGUUCGGUUGGAUCUGCCAAAUGUGGGGCUUGAUCUUCGGAUGUUUCUUCAGGAUUCAAACAACGUUGUUCGUUGCCUCGAUGUCCACCAUUCCGGUGAUGCUUUUUUCCGGAUGUUUCAUAACAAUCGAUCAAAUGCCAGCGCCGCUAAGACCAUUGACGUAUGUGUCCUUCGAACGGUACGCUUUCGAGGGCUAUCUUCAUGUGCUGUAUGGACUCGGCCGAAAGGACAUGGACUGUCCGGAGAUUUUUUGCUACUACAAGAAACUGUCAAAAUUCCUGCAGUCACUCCAAAUGCCGGUCAUUGGACUGGAGUACGAUUUGCUCGGACUAAUUGUGUGGGCAGUGGCGAUGACUGCGCUAUUCUACUUCUGUCUCAGAAAUCGUGUGAAUGUUCAUAAUAAGUGAAUGUAAGUUUGUGUUUCCCCCGGAAACAAUCCCAGCAAUAAUCGUUACUAAACACCCAAAAUGUCCUCGAAUCAACGCACAUAAAAUUCAGAUUGCAACGGAAAAUCAUACUCAGCGCGAAUCCGCGGGGUAAAUGCAUUUUCAUGUUGCAGUUUUGUUAUUUAAUUAAA
Toxorhynchites rutilus septentrionalis is the source of this 2056-nucleotide messenger RNA. RefSeq names its product ATP-binding cassette sub-family G member 1-like. The coding region runs from base 75 to 1886 and encodes 603 amino acids. The transcript has 5 exons. Gene Ontology annotation, cellular component: plasma membrane. NCBI's taxonomy places the organism in Eukaryota, Metazoa, Arthropoda, Insecta, Diptera, Culicidae. The record is from RefSeq and is a predicted model, not a curated record. Gene Ontology annotation, molecular function: ATP binding; ABC-type transporter activity; ATP hydrolysis activity.